Messenger RNA from Cydia strobilella, 644 nucleotides. Its product is annotated as U11/U12 small nuclear ribonucleoprotein 25 kDa protein. NCBI's taxonomy places the organism in Eukaryota, Metazoa, Arthropoda, Insecta, Lepidoptera, Tortricidae. Gene Ontology annotation, biological process: mRNA splicing, via spliceosome. The record is from RefSeq and is a predicted model, not a curated record. Gene Ontology annotation, cellular component: U12-type spliceosomal complex. The transcript is spliced from 3 exons. The coding region runs from base 112 to 579 and encodes 155 amino acids.
GGUUUAUUUCUAAUAAUUUUGAUAAAGGUAUUAAACUAAGUCUGAUAUUAAUAGUUUUACUGUUUUAUUACAUUUUUAGAAGAUAACUUGUGGCCUUAAAUUUAAUAACAAAUGGAAGAGACCGAGUCCGAAGACGUGACCAGUACGCUGUCUCACGACGAUUUGCUCGAAGUAACCAAGUCUACUGUGUGCACUUUACUCAGUUGUGAUCCUUUGCUUGCCGAUUUGCCGACUGAUAUUAUACUAGAAGAAAUCCUUGCUCAGAUUGCAGUUGAACAUGGGCAAUCUAUUACAAUUUACGUAUCACGAGAGGAUGAACCUACUUUGAAAGUUAUUGUCCCACAGAAUGCUUCAGUAAGGGAUCUUAAAAAGGCUGUUGCCAGGCAUUUUGAAAUCUACCAACAAAGAACAGGCAGCAAAGUGAAAAUCUCCUGGAAAUACAUCUGGAAGACCUACAAUUUGUGCUUUGACUCACUUGUGUUGGACAAUGAUAAUAGCACCAUUGAAGACUAUGGGGUUACCAAUAAAGUGACACUGACUUUCAAGAAGAGGAGAAAGAAAACAAAGAAAUUUUCAUAGUAUACAUCACAUUGUGAUAUUGUCUAAGUUUAAAAUAUAUGCUAUAAUAUAGAUUUUUCACAUGA